AUGAAGUUCAACUAUGGAUUAAAAAUUAAUUUUGUUGAAAAUUUCCAAAUUUUAAAUGAAAACAAAGAAAAUGAUGCAAAUAUGCUCAAUUCAAAUGAAAAUAUCAAAAACAUUUUUCAAAAAAAUAAUUUUAAAAAAAAUAAUAAAUAUAUGAACUAUUCAAAUGAAAAAAAAAACAAUUCACAUGAUUUAAACAAACAUAUUUCUUUUAAAGAAAACAUUAAGAAAAUUGUUUCAAAAAAAAAUGAUUUUUCAUCAUUAGAAAACAAAGAUGAUUUUUGCGAUGAAAUAGAUGUUGUAGAUAAAAAAAUCAAUAAAAUGAAUAAAACUGAAAGUAUUCACUGCACUAAUAAUUUCUCUGCCAACUCUUUAAAAAAAAAGAGUUAUAUAAAUGAAUGCAAUGACUAUAAGAAAACCUCUCACGAUAAGGACUAUUAUAAAUUUAAUAAAUUCGUUAGAAAGGAAAAAAUCCCUUACGAAAACUCAAAAAAUAAAAAUAUAAAUAACCCUCACAAUUUCACAGAAGAAAAUAACACAAGUGAAAUUAAAGUAAGUGAAAAUAUAAAUGAUAUGAUUAAUACAUUAAAAAAUACUUUUAAAAAUAAUAAUAAUGAGAAUUAUAACAACAAUAAUAAAUUUAAAAAUAGUUUUAUAAAUGUAGAAGGUAAUGUAAAUAAAAAGAUUUAUACAAAUAACAUUUAUAAAAACACAGAUGUUAAAUUAAAUAAUUACUAUACCAAUUCUUAUAAAGUGAAUCAUAAAAUUCAUAAUAAUUUUUAUGAUAAUGGAAAUAUAAACUACUUCAAUUCAUAUAAUUUCAAUAGAAAAAAAUCUUUUAAAAAAAAUCAAAACAUAUACAAUAAUAAUAAUAUAAUUAGAAAUAAUCAAGUUAAAGAUAAUGAAAUUAAUGAAAAAAGUAAUAAUAACAGAAAUGAUUGUGAAAAAAAGAAUAAUAACAAUGAUAAUGAUGUUAAAAAUAUUGAAGGAAAUAAUAGUAAAAUCACAGAUAAUAUAAAUAAAAAAAACUAUUUUAAUAAAAAGUUUAACAAUAGAUAUUUUUAUAAUUAUAAUUUAAAUAAAAGUUAUUCUAAUUACAAUUUAAAAAUAAAUAACAAGAAAGAUAAUAAUCCUUACGCAAAAUACAGAAAGAAUGAAUUCUCUAAAACUUCUUCUGACAAAAAUUAUAUAAAUAAAAAUUUAAAAAAUGAAAAUAAAAAUAUAAACAAUUUAAAUAUAAAUGAGAACAAUUUUAAUGAAAAUAAAAGUUUUAUCUUGGAUAAUAAUAAUAAUGAAAAAUUUGAAGAACAUUUUAAGUUUAAAAAUAAUGAAGGUGAUAAUUUAAACGAAUUAAAUGUUUUAUUUGCACAUAAUGCUAAUAAAUUAGAAUUUAAAAAAGAAAAAGAAACUAGCAAAAUUGAAAAUGAAUGUGUGAAUAUAAAUGAAAAUCAAAAUAAAAAUACAAUUGAAAAUCUGAACAAAAAUAUUGAUUCAAAUGAAAGUGAAAAUAAAGGUGACGAGAAGGUUGAAAAUAAAAAUAUAAAAAAAAAUGAAAAUGAAGAUAAUAAAAAAAAUGAAAUUUUAAAUGAAACAAAUUGUAGUAAUAUAAAUGAGGAAUUAAAAAAAAAAAAAAGAGAAGAAGAGAAAAAAAAAAUAAUGAACUGGAAAUCGGAAGAACAAACAUUACUUGAGGAAGGAUUAAGAAUUUAUAAAAACUUAAAAAAUUGUCCAGAAAAAUGGAUGAAAAUUAGUGAAAUUGUAAAAAGUAAAAACCCUGAUGACUGUAUGAAGCGGUUCCUUUAUUGUAGAUCUAUUGUUUUAAAAGAAAAAGAAAAAAUGAAAAAGGAGUUGGAAAAAGUGAAGGAAAUAGAAGAAAAUGAAAAAAAUGAAUAUAAAGAAAAUAGUAAGAAAGGUAUAAAAAAUAAUGAAGAACUUGAGCAAGAUAUUGAUAGUGAUGACAUGAAUAUUAAUAAUAAUAUAAAUAUUAAAGGAAAAAGCUUACUUUUGAAUAAUGUUCAAUUAAAAAACAUAUCAAUGUAUAAAGCAGUAUCAUUAAAGUUACAAUUAGUUUGUACGAGAUGUUGUAAUACAUUUGAAGUAACAUCAACAAGUAAAGAUGAUUCGCAAUUAGUUUGUAAUUGCAUAAAUUGUUGUAAUAGUGCAGUUAUUGAAAUUUAUAGAAAUAUAUGUUUUUUGGAAAAUAGCUGCGUUUGUAUUUUAAAAUUUAACCAGUGUUCAUUAAUGGAUUUGUUAACUGCUGACUACAGUAUGAAUUGUGAAAAUUGUGGUAGAAAAAGUAUUUUCAAAAAUGUCACAUCAGGUAAAGAAAUAAAUGCUAAUUGUCAGAAUUGCUUCACUAAAUUAGAAUUUAAAUAUAAUGAUUUUUCGUUUGACGAAAUGAUUAAUGCAAAUAAUGAUACUAUAAAAAAAAUCGACGAAAUGAUAAAUAAGUUAUUUACAAAAAAAAAAUCGAACAAAAAAGUGUUAAGUAUAUCAAAUAAUUUAAAAAUAGAAAAAAGUAAAAAUGUUAUAAAAAUAAAUAAUAUAGAAGUUAAUAAUGGAGCAUGUAAACAUUUUAAGAAAUCUCAUAGGCUAUUUAAAUUUCCUUGUUGCAACAAAAUAUUUCCUUGCCCUACUUGUCAUGAUUUAAAUAGUAAUCAUGAAUGUGAUAUUGCUAGAAGAAUUAUAUGUGGGUUUUGUUACAGGGAAUUCAGUGAUGAUGAAGUUUGUGUGUGCCAAAAAGAAAAAAAAAUUAAAAAAAGCGGAAAAUUUUGGGAGGGAGGAAAAGGUUGUCGUAAUGCAGUUACAUUAAGUAAAAAUGAUUCAAAAAAAUACAAACUUUUAAAUAGACAAACUACACAAAAAAAAAAAAAUAAAAAAUAA
Plasmodium gallinaceum is the source of this 2880-nucleotide messenger RNA. RefSeq names its product conserved Plasmodium protein, unknown function. Lineage: Eukaryota; Apicomplexa; Aconoidasida; Haemosporida; Plasmodiidae. Bases 1 to 2880 code for a protein of 959 amino acids. The record is from RefSeq and is a predicted model, not a curated record. The transcript has 8 exons. Gene Ontology annotation, molecular function: zinc ion binding.